AAGAGAUUCCAUCACCACCAUCUCCUUUAAAAGAUGCUGGUGGCUUGAGCCUACGAGUUCAGGCAGAAGUUUUACACAGUUUGGUUUGUUCCUAAUCUUCACAGGGAGGAGCUUCGAUUAGGGUUUCUCUCUGAUCUCUUCUGUCGAAUUUUUGUGUUAAUGGAGAAAAUUAGACGAGCAUCUCAUGCAGGAUCAUGGUACACCGAUAACGCAAACAAACUAGGAGAAGAGCUUGAUGGAUGGCUCAGAGAAACUGGUCUGGCUAAAUCUCCUGAUGUAAGAGGUGUUAUUGCUCCGCAUGCUGGUUAUUCAUACUCAGGUCGUGCAGCAGCAUAUGCAUUUGGCAACAUAGAUCCUACAAACAUUUCUCGGGUGUUCCUUCUUGGUCCUUCUCACCACUAUUACACUCCAAAAUGUGCUCUUUCAAGGGCCACAGUUUACAAGACGCCUUUGGGAGACCUGCCAAUUGAUUUGGAAGUCAAUGAGGAGCUACAGGCAACAGGAAAGUUUGAACUUAUGGAUCUUCGAGUAGAUGAGGCAGAACACAGCAUGGAGAUGCACUUGCCUUAUCUUGCUAAAGUAUUUCAUGGUUACCCCGUAAAAAUUGUACCUAUUUUGGUUGGUGCUGUAAAUUCAGAAAAUGAGGCCAUGUAUGGAAAGUUGCUAGCUAAAUAUGUAGAUGACCCAAAGAAUUUUUUUUCUGUCUCUUCAGAUUUCUGCCACUGGGGAUCUCGAUUCAAUUACACCUACUAUGACCGGAAAUAUGGGGCUAUCUACAAGUCCAUCGAAGCUUUGGACAAGAUGGGCAUGGAAAUCGUAGAAACCGGAGACCCAUAUAAAUUUAAACAGUACCUGUCAGAAUUUGACAACACCAUUUGUGGCCGACAUCCCAUUAGUGUUUUUCUCCAUAUGUUGAGGAACUGUUCGACAAAGAUAAAGAUUAAUUUCCUACGAUACGAGCAGUCAAGCCAAUGCAAAACCAUGAGAGAUAGCAGUGUAAGUUAUGCAUCUGCUGCUGCAAAGGUGGAAGGUUGAAGUUGUAAGAAUUAAUCAUCUAAUUUCGAUGAAAUUAUAGGGGCUGGUAUACUUAAUCUGUGUUUCGACUAUGUAGUUUCUCGUUUCAUUGCUUGCCCCUAGGAACUUAUAUGAAAGUCGAUUUCUGGUUGGGGACAUGAUGCAAAAGCUGACUUCAAUUUCUUUUGCAACAAAUUUUUUAACCUUUCUCCCUUGUUUAGUUUCAUGGUUUUGUUCUGUUUUACGGCAA
Molecule: messenger RNA, 1264 nt
Organism: Nelumbo nucifera (sacred lotus)
Lineage: Eukaryota; Viridiplantae; Streptophyta; Magnoliopsida; Proteales; Nelumbonaceae
Product: AmmeMemoRadiSam system protein B
Source: RefSeq, a predicted model, not a curated record